CUUCCCGCCCCAGGUCCUGCGCCAGAUAGAAGAGCAGGAGCAGCGGCUGCUCCAGUACGACGGCGAGGGCGGCGAGGGCGGUGGCGAGGGCGGCGGCGGCGGAGGACCCGAGCGGAGCAUCGCCCAGCUGCACACCGGCUGCUCCUUCCUGUUCGCCAAGGUGGUCGGGCUGGCGGAGCUCGUUGGCGACCGCCUGCAGCGGCCCCGCACGAUCCUGCUGCUCCUCCAGUCCAUCUUUGACCGCUUCGACCGCCUGACGGAGACGUUUAACGUGCAAAAGGUGCGCAAGACCGUCAACGAGUCCUACAUGGUUGCCGCCGGCCUUCCGGACCCCGAGCUGCUCGGAUCGCCGCAGCAGCGCGCGCUCGGCACGUGCGCGCUCGCCGUCGCGAUGGUGCACGUCAUGGACGUCGUCAACGCCGAGCGCCCGCCCGGCUCCGCGCCGCUCUCGGUGCAGAUCGGCGUCCACUCUGGCUCUGCAAUCGCGGGCAUCAUCGGCCACCGAAAGUACCAGUACGACCUUGUCGGAGACGCCGUCAACACCGCCGCCCGCAUGUGUGGCAUGUCGGCGCCUGGGCGCGUCUGCCUCUCCAAGGCCACGUUCAAGCAUGUGCGCGGCCAGUUCGACCUCACGGAGCGACCGCCGCUCAACGUCAAGGGCAAGGGCCGCCGCCGCCAAAGCCUGCCCAGCCGCCGCCUGUCCGGGCGCCGCCGCCGCUGGGCAAGGACCAGAAACGGGACACCUUUGGCCAAAGGGUGCCGUCGCUGCAGCCGCAGGCGCCUCCGUCCGUGCCGCCGCUCGCCUACCCGGGGGCAUACCCGGGGGCGGGGGCGGGGGCGAGGGCGAGGGUGGCGGCGGCGGCGGCGGCGCGGGGGGGUUCUCAGUCGGCCGCGGCGAUGGCGCUGGUGGCGGCGUCGCCCCGCGGCCUGGGACCCUCUAGAGGCGGCACGCUUGGCACCCGCUCCGCCGCGGAGCUCCUCGCCGCCUUCAACGACGACGCCACGCCGGCAAGGCUCGGCUUCGGGCACUUGUAGUGAGCGUCGGGCUGGUGGUUCGACACCGAGUUUGAAAGAUCUGUUUCCCUACGUCU
Molecule: messenger RNA, 1091 nt
Organism: Emiliania huxleyi CCMP1516
Lineage: Eukaryota; Haptophyta; Isochrysidales; Noelaerhabdaceae
Exons: 8
Biological process (GO): cyclic nucleotide biosynthetic process; intracellular signal transduction
Source: RefSeq, a predicted model, not a curated record